This is a messenger RNA of Gongylonema pulchrum, 498 nucleotides long. The record is from the annotation of a GenBank genome assembly. NCBI's taxonomy places the organism in Eukaryota, Metazoa, Nematoda, Chromadorea, Rhabditida, Gongylonematidae.
AUGGAGCGGGCAAUUGCCUUGUUCCCGGUGAUGCUCGAUAUGGAAUAUCGACUUCGACUUGAUAAUCCAGCGCUUCAUCCGCUCAGCUUGCGCAUCCAUGUUCCAGUGACAGAAUAUGCUAUCAUGCUCAAGAUCGAGGAGAAAGGCAGUUUCCUUACCAGCAUUCGUGACUUGACUUCACAUGAUCGUAGUCGUCGCCAGUGUGACACAGCUGGAGAGGAAAGAAAAGAGCGUGAAAAAAGUUCCGAAACUGUUGCGAACCGAUCGAAGCAGCCCGAGCACGAUGCAGCGGAUCUAAUAGCUUUGGAUGAAGAAAUUUCACUGGAAGACAGCUUUGGUAGAAUUAACCUUGCUGAGGGACGUACGCUCGCAGUAGCAACCGGUGGCGGAUGUGGGGAAAGACCAGAUGGAGCAGUUACUGACAAGAAAAAACCUUCCGCCAUGAGCGUAUUUUUUAAUGGAGCACAGGACCGAUCAAAGGAACCAUACCUUUUCUGA